AAUGCGCAACUUCACGAGUUUCAAGAAUUUUCGCUUUCCUACCUCAUCUUUGCUCAUUUUUUUCUUGCAUCAUGACUUUAGCCAAGUUUAGGUUCAGCGCAACUUUCCGACGUCUUUAUCGUCAUAGACCGCGGUAAAUUUCACAUUGGAGUGAAGAGCAGUGAAGAGGAGUCUCUCUCAACGUCGGCGUCUGGAGCUGUGUGUGCGUCACUUACGUCACAUCCAGCUUUCGUGAUCUCAGAUCUGUCAGAUCUGUGUGCCUGUGGUCCUGAUCGAAACGAGGAAACGGUCAGAGCGGGUCAGAGAUCAUCGGGUUGACGAUCAAGAUCAUACGCAAGGGCGAUCCGGAGACCGCGAGCGCGAGGCUACAAUUCUCGGCGGAAUGGCUGUCGCGAAGCGGUGCGUCGCGACGUGCACGUUUCUGGCGGUAUUAUCGUUGCUGGUGGAGACAGCGAUGACCUUGGAUUGCUAUCAGUGCACAUCGGCGGAUGAAUGGAAAUGCAUGGAUAGCGAAUUGGUUAAAAAUUUCUUGGUGCCGAGAAAUUGUAGUCACGUGUAUGGGGCGCGUUAUUGCAUCAAAUCGAUCGGCCGUUAUGGAGGUGGCAUUGGUACAAAACGAUUUUGCUCAUCUGUGCACAUGGGUAACUAUUGCGACUUCGUAAAACAGCCGGGUGACAAGCUGACCUAUCGUACUUGUGUAUUUACGUGUUCCGAUGACGGAUGCAACUCAGCGAUAUCUUCCGUGCCGAAUGCAAUGUAUACAUGGAUCAUGCCAGCGAGUUUAGUGGUAGCUUGGAAAAAGCUGUUUCACAGGUAGAAGUUUCUCCGAGAGCCUUGACAAUUAAGUUAAGUCUGAUAAAUUUAUUGUUCAUUGUUGUCAAUGAAUCUCGCGCCUUUUUCUAAGACUCUUUAAACCUAAACAUCUAAGUAUCAAAGUAAAUUUUAAUUCAUCUUUUAACACUGCCAAUUUCAAACUUCACAAAUUUUUAUAAAUGGUAUUCAUAAAUAUGAGAUAUUUUUUAUCGAUAUAGUAAAAUAUCACAAUUAAUCUUAGCUCAGUUUUUAUAAUUUUGUCUAAUAAUGGGAUUGUUUUAUCUUUAAUUGAAAUAUUUGAAAUCUUUCAUCUCUCCAUAUUCGUCCACUUAUUAUGUGAAACUAUUUAAAAAAUGUAUUUUUAUAGGAAUAUGCUAACAAUUUGUUCACAUUCAAUUUUGUCAAGCCAGAUUUCGAAAAUCAUUGUUUUAGGAUUCUCUUUUCUUAUAUACUUUUUAAUAUAUUUUUAUUGUAUGAUUAGAAAUCAAUUUUAUUAUUUUUAGGACAAUUGCAUAUUUAGUACAUUGUAUAUUUUAUUAUAUAUUUAAUAUUUUUGUAUAUUUCAUAUAUUUAAUGAUGUAACAGACUACUUCUAACAAAAUGGUUGAACUGAAAUAAGAAAUACAUCCGUCCAUUUGACUCAUAAAUAGAUAAUUCUAAAAGUGUAUUGUAUAAUAAGAUACACUCAUAUAAUUUAUCAGAUAUAUAUAUAUAUAUAUAUAUAUAUAUAUAUAUAUAUAUAUAUAUAUAUGAGAAGUACGUCCGUCCAUUUGACUCAAAAUUCUAGAAGAGCAUUGUAUAAUAAGAUACACUUUAUAAUGUAUCAAAGAGAUACAUAUAUUGCACUUUUUUAUCUUUGCUAUGUAGCAGUAUAAUGCGUAGAAUUAAAUUGAUUGCUGUAAGGAAAUUUCAAAUAAGAUAUAUUCGCUUAUAUAUAUUAAUGAAUAAUUAUACGUUUUAUAUAUACAA
This is a messenger RNA of Solenopsis invicta (red fire ant), 1782 nucleotides long. RefSeq names its product U-scoloptoxin(05)-Sm1a (gene bou). The record is from RefSeq and is a predicted model, not a curated record. The transcript has 3 exons. Lineage: Eukaryota; Metazoa; Arthropoda; Insecta; Hymenoptera; Formicidae. Gene Ontology annotation, biological process: regulation of synaptic transmission, cholinergic; sleep; positive regulation of voltage-gated potassium channel activity. The coding region runs from base 383 to 817 and encodes 144 amino acids.